This is a messenger RNA of Zootoca vivipara (common lizard), 1314 nucleotides long. NCBI's taxonomy places the organism in Eukaryota, Metazoa, Chordata, Lepidosauria, Squamata, Lacertidae. The record is from RefSeq and is a predicted model, not a curated record.
AUGAGCUUUGGGAUACACCUCUAUGAUAGCUUCGUCAAUACAAAGAUGACUUAUCAGAACACUCUGAAACUUCUGUCCAGCACAAGAAGGAUUGUCCCCAACUUCAAAUGUGACAAGAAAAGAAAUAUGAUGGCUGUUAUUGGAGCACUUGACUCCGACAUCUCCCUUCACAUGACUACUAUCUUAGGCAUCUACAAGAUUCCACAGCUUCCCUCUUUCCUGAGGAGCAUCUCCUUCAACAACAGCGCUGGGGACUUUGUGUCUUUUGAUGAGAAUGGGGAAUUGGCAGCUGGAUUUGAUGUUCUGAACUGGGUUACUUUCCCCAACCAAACCUUCUCGCGAGUGAAAGUAGGAAAGACAGAACUGCAGGAAUCGCACUAUGUCGACUUCAGCAUGGAUGAAGAAGCCAUCACAUGGCACAAAGCAUUCAAUCAGGUCCUGCCCCUUGGUUUGUGUAACGAUCGGUGCCAGCCAGGCUACAGCCGGAAAAAGAAGGAGGGGCUGCCAUUUUGUUGCUAUGACUGCGCUUCAUGUCCAGAUGGGAUGAUUUCAAAUCAAACAGCCUUGGUCCUUGGCGUCUUCUCUAAGAACAGGGACACUCCCAUUGUCAAAGCCAACAACCGGGACCUCACCUACACUCUGCUCCUUGCCCUGUUGCUCUGCUUCCUCUGCUCCUUGCUCUUCAUUGGCCAGCCUCACCGAGUGAGCUGCUCUUUACGACAAACGGCCUUUGGCAUCAUCUUCUCCAUUGCGGUGUCUUGUGUCUUGGCCAAAACCAUCACGGUGGUUCUGGCGUUCAUGGCCACCAAACCCGGAUCCAGGAUGAGGAAAUGGGUGGGGAAAUCUCUCGCCAACUCUGUUCUUCUGGCUUGCUGCUCACUUCAGGCCAGUAUUUGUGCUCUUUGGCUCUGCACGGCUCCUCCCUUCCCAGAUGUGGACAUGAACUCUCUGGCGAAGGAAAUCAUCGUGGAAUGCAACGAAGGCUCUGCCACCAUGUUUUAUUGUGUCCUGGGGUACCUGGGAUUCCUGGCCAUUGUCAGCUUCACCAUGGCUUUCCUGGCCAGGAAGUUGCCAGACAGUUUCAACGAAGCCAAGUUCAUCACUUUCAGCAUGUUGGUGUUCUGCAGCGUUUGGCUGUCCUUUGUCCCCUCUUAUCUGAGCACCAAAGGGAAGCAGAUGGUGGCUGUGGAGAUCUUCUGCAUCUUGGCCUCCAGUGGAGGCUUGCUCGCUUGCAUCUUCUUCCCCAAAUUGUACAUAAUCCUUCUGAGGCCCGACUUGAACAGCAAAGACCACUUGAUUCGGAGGAGCAAAUAA